Ruditapes philippinarum (Manila clam) is the source of this 4727-nucleotide messenger RNA. Its product is annotated as splicing regulator ARVCF-like. Lineage: Eukaryota; Metazoa; Mollusca; Bivalvia; Venerida; Veneridae. The record is from RefSeq and is a predicted model, not a curated record. Gene Ontology annotation, cellular component: adherens junction; nucleus; cytoplasm. The transcript has 21 exons. Gene Ontology annotation, biological process: cell-cell adhesion; cell-cell junction assembly. The coding region runs from base 234 to 3569 and encodes 1111 amino acids. Gene Ontology annotation, molecular function: cadherin binding.
UGUCAUUGCAGACGAGGGGAACGUCAGGCUAUAAACACAACGUUUGACAUUUUGCAUUUUUCGAAACAUUCUUGAGCGUAAUUUACAACGAUUUUUUGUGUAAUAAAGCUAUCAGUGUUCAAACAUUGGACUACUUUCAAAGGUAUUGAAACAGUGAAAUAUGGGAUUUAUUUAAUAUUGGAAUUAAUUACGACAGUUUACCAUAAUGACAAGAACUAGAGCAUCGUGGUACUAUGAACUUUGGUGAAGACAACAUGAACUACAUGCAUGAAGAUCAGUAUGGUGGGCAUGGCCCAUACAGUGGAGAUUAUAACUCAUAUAACGGAGGGCCACACCAUGACACAUCCCUACAUUCAUCACAUGUAUCAUUACAAAGUACAGGCAGUAACAGAAACAGAGCACAGAUGAAACUUAGCAACCACAACCUGGGCAGUCAGAGGUCAAUACCCCAGGAUCAGUAUAACCAGGACAACUACGCCCCCUAUUCUAGUCUACAGAGGAAUGAUUAUCAAGGAUCUCCAGUCCCCUCAAAUGGGUCCCCACGGGGACCGGGCACACCUACAAGGUUUAAUAACAAUUACGAUGAUUAUCAAGAUAAUUAUCGUAAUAGUCCUGUAGCUUAUCAAGCUAAUCCCUCUCAGGGAUAUGGGGAGCCAGAUUAUUAUGAUGAAAAUCCCAUGCAGCAACAAUACUUCCAACAUCCAGAAUCAGCCAAUCACAAUGAUUCUUUUAGGGGAGGGCAGGAUGACAGAUAUGGUGGUCCACCUGAGGACAGCUUCUAUAGACAGUCACCUAUGCUAGAUAACAGAUACGGAGGUGGAGCACCUCCUGAUGACCCUCGGGACAAUUAUAUGGACAGUCCCAGGGGUGGUUACCGUGGUGAAGACAGUUUUCAAGGUCAUCCUGACAACAGUUUCCAAGGGCAACCAAAUUAUUCUAGCCAGCCACAACUAGAUAGGUAUGGUCAGCCAAUUGAGAAUGGAUAUCCAGCUGGUAUGAUGCCCCAAGAAGAGGUGCCCCACCCUGAUGACAGAUACAGGGAUAAUAUGGAUGACAGCUAUAGAGGCCCUCAGGAUGAGGGUUAUCCUGGCCCUCAGGAUGACAGUUACAGAGGGCCUCAGGAUGACAGCUUCAGAGGCCCAGUUCCACAGGAUGACAGGUCUAUACCCACAUUGUAUAGAGAUUUGAAUGACGACGGUUAUAGAGGGGAUAAUUAUGAUGACCAGCCAUCCAAUCCGAAUUUCCAGCAUGAUCCUCAUGGUAACGGUUACCCUGACAACAUGCCACGUGAUUACGGUGACGACUCAUACCAGCAGGAACCAGACAGGCGGCACGAAGGUCUACCCCAGGUACAAGAUGAUCCAUUUGCCGACGAUCCAUUCAGACAAAAGCAGAGAAGUUUGUUACAGUUACAAGGGGAGGAUCCUUACCCCAGGGGACCUUCACCUGCUGCAGGGAGUGAUAGAAUGGGUCCCGGUAGUUACACAGAUCGACCACCUCAGUAUGACCACAUGGAUGGUCAGGAACCACCGGGACGAUAUUUUGAUGAAGGUAUGGGACCACCAAUGGGCUCUCAACCACAUAUUGAUAGCUAUCCUGAUGAUGGGCGCCGGACACCCUCAACAAAUGGUGGAACUAUGAGAUGGAGAUCUCCAGACCUUCAGGAAGUGAUAGAUUUUCUAAGCCACCCUAGUGAUAUGAUAAAAGCCAAUGCGGCUGGUUACAUUACACAUCUCAGUUACAUGGAUGAUAGCAUUAAACAGAAAGUACGAGGUCUUGAUGGAAUUCCACUACUAGUUGACCUAUUGAACAGUGAGUUCCCUGAGGUACAUAAAAAUGCAUGUGGAGCUCUGAAAAAUCUCUCCUAUGGCAGGAACAAUGAUGAAAAUAAGAAAGCAAUAAAGAAUGCAGGUGGAAUUCCAGCAUUGGUACGGUUGUUAAGGAAGACUCAAGAUGAAGAUGUUAAAGACUCGGUGACUGGUGUCCUCUGGAAUCUCUCCUCUAAUGAUGAUCUGAAGAAACCUAUCAUAGAUGAUGGUCUGGCCGUGCUUGUUAAUGUUGUUAUAAUUCCACAUUCGGGUUUAGAGAAGCGGGGCCUAGCACCAUUCCAAGCCCAGGAACCCUGGACCACAGUUUUCAGAAAUGCCACAGGUGUUCUAAGGAAUGUAAGUUCAGCUGGUAUGGAAGCUAGAAAAAAGUUACGCGAGUGUCAUGGACUUGUAGAAUCAUUAAUUCAUACAUUACGGACUGCUAUAGAUCAAAAUAAUGUGGAUAAUAAACCUAUAGAAAACUGUGUUUGUACAUUACGUAACCUAUCAUUCCGGAUACAAGAAGUCGAAGAUCCAGAUUUUUAUAAAAAACGCAUGGCAACAUUAAAGAAACAAAAACAGCAAGGAAAGGGAGAAACAACUGGGUGUUUUGGGGGUGGAUCAAAAAAGAAGGGCACAAAAGGAAAAGGAAGUCAAAAUGUAGACAGCAUGGAAAUGCCAAGGUUACCUCCCUCUUCAAAUGAAUACCGAGGAUUAUGGGGCGUUGAUGCAGUACGGUAUUUCCUCACAUUAUUAUCGGGCUCAAAUCCUGUCACACUAGAGGCUGCAUGUGGGGCAAUACAAAAUCUGGCUGCUUGUGAUUGGAAGCCAGCGGUUGAGAUUCGAGCAUUGGUGCGGAAAGAGAAAGGGUUGCCAAGUCUGGUUGAUCUGUUAACAUACGAGGUAGAACGUGUUGUAGGAGCCUCCGCUACAGCAUUACGGAACCUCUCUAUCGAUGAGAGAAAUAAAGAACUUGUUGGUAAAUAUGCCAUGAAACAGUUAAUAAGCAAUUUACCACAAGAAAACAGACCAAAAGAAUUAACAGAUGAAACUGUGUGUGCAGUUCUGGCUUGUCUCAAUGAAGUUAUACAGCAUAAUCAAGAGUUUGCAAAAUCAUUUUGUACAGAUGGAGGCUUGCCUCGACUGAUGUAUUUAACGAGGGUACAUGAAACAUAUAACGCAAAAACCAAGAAAUAUGCUGCUUCUGUGUGUCAAAGUUUGUGGGAAGUAAAAGUAUUACAUAAAAUGUAUUUAGGACAGGGAUAUACAGAAAAAGAUUUCAAACCAGUAGUACCUGUAUCAAUUGUUGGUCAACCAAACAGUAACUUCUCAACACCAUAUAACACCAUUAGUCGACCAGCUUACAGUCAGGGUUAUGAUGAUACCACAUUGGCAUCACGGCGUGGCAAUGGUUACACAGGGAAUCAAGCCGUGAUGGGAAGUAAUCCAAGGCUUGUACAGGGUCACAGUAAUCCUGCACUUGAUCAACAUGACAUGUAUGGAAGUAAACAGGGUCGACUGGAUGCUGUACCUAUGAAUGAUAUUGGUCCAGGUUACGCCCCCAUUGACGAACAAAGAAACCCACGAAAUAAACCUCCAGCUGGGGCAGUACCUCUCUUCCCAAAUAUGAUGCCGGGUCAGCCACAAGGGAGUCCUACCCAGGAACCACUGUAUGCAAGGGUGAACAAGAAAAGACCAGUCAGUCCGAGUCAGGUUAUGUUGGGACAGGAACAGGCGGAAGGAGCAGAUUCAUGGGUAUAGCGAACAUUGUGAUAAAACAGAGAGGAUUGAUUUAUUGUGAACAACUCUCAAUAGGCUAACACAACAUAAGUCAACACAACAUAGGUCAACACAACAUUGGCCAAUAAUAGGGAAGCUCAAAUACGGUAUCCUGAUGUUCAGGCAGUGAUAAUCUGUCUGGAGGAAACCGUCUCCUUAUCUGUGUUGAUGAUGGAGUCAACAGAAUUGUUUAUCACUUUUUUGGCCUAAGUGUUUUGUAGGUAAUACUUGAAGGACUGAUAAAAAAGCCUUUGUAUUACUUAUACACAUUGAAACUUUCUAUUAACUUUAGUGCAUUUCCUUAGGAAAUAAAACUGUUGUGCCAACUAUGAAAGACAAAUAAUUCAAUACAUGACUGUAAAUUCAGUGUUGUAUAAUGUUUAUGAGAUACAAUAAACAAAUCCCUAUGUGUUGAUACUACACAACAUUAUUUUUAACCUUGAAUGAAUGUGUUGACACAAAUAUAUGCUUGUGCUUUUCGGGUGAGAGGAGAUGGUAUGGUGGAAGGAUUGUGGGUAGACUGCUAUUGCAUGACAAGCUGUAAUCAACUGUGGGGUACCUUGAGUAUUGGUUUUAUAAACCAUAAAGGUUGUUGAGUUGAAUAGGUAACAUCUAUCAGACAAGCUUAAGGAGGAUUAAACAAUGAUGUUCUACAUAAAGGACAUGGUUGGGUGUUAUUCCUUUACAUUUUGAAUGUAUGUUGAUGUUAGGAGGCAGUGAUGCAGUUAUGGCCUAAAAGUUGUUUUUUUUACAUUCCAUAUAACAUGUGACGCAUUGUAUUUACCAGUAUGGUGAUAUUUAACAUUAUAAUUAUGCAAAAACAAAGUUCAUAUGGCAUAAGUGGCUAUGAAUUUUGUAUAUUUUUAAGAAAAGUAGAUUAAAUAAUGAUUGUGAAGUGUGAAUACUUAAAAUAUUUGUGAUCAUGAGAGAAAUAUGAGUUAUUGUGAACCAAUUUUUGUACAUUUCGUUUUAUUUUUAUUUGUUUUCGUCAUUUCGUUCACUAACUAAAAUCAUCUGGGAUGUGUGAGCAAUUUUUAUAUAAUACAUACCUAAAUAUUAUUGUUAUGCAGUAACUGUAUAGUUGUGUAUGAGCAUUUUUUUCUCUCCCAAAGCAGUUUAUAUCCAUAGUGAUUCUUCUUA